AUGGCGGGCACGCUGACGUAACGGGAAAACCGCACAGAAUCUGUAUCCGGAAGGAAGUUGGUCCUAGACCGAAUCGGUACCGGUGCACAGGGGCUCAUCAGCAGCACGUUUCCCAUUUUAAAACGUGGUUCUGUCGCACUGACAUCAGUCAUCAUUUCCCCCUUCAGACUCGGGUGUGUUUUUGCUGCUAGGCUGUCCAGGAGAAGCAGCAUGUCCACCGACUCUUUGACCCGGAGGAUGGUGUGGGUGGACCUGGAGAUGACCGGUCUUGACAUUGAGAAGGACCAGAUCAUUGAGAUGGCGUGCCUCAUCACAGACUCUGACCUGAACAUCUUAGCAGAGGGGCCCAACCUGAUCAUUAAGCAGCCAGACGAGUUGCUGGACGGGAUGUCGGAGUGGUGUAAAGAGCAUCACGGGAAGUCAGGAUUGACCCAGGCCGUACGAGACAGUAAAAUGUCACUGGAGCAGGCAGAGUACGAGUUUCUGUCUUUCAUCAGGCAGCACACCCCACCUGGACACUGUCCUCUGGCUGGAAACUCCGUGCAUGCAGACAAGAGGUUUCUGGAUAGGUUCAUGCCACAGUUCAUGUAUCACCUUCACUAUCGAAUCAUUGAUGUCAGCACCAUCAAGGAGCUCUGCAGACGGUGGUUUCCAGAGGAAUAUAAAACAAUACCUCAGAAGAAAGCAAGUCACAGGGCUCGACUUUUUGGAACAGCAUUCCUACUCAAGUGAGAGAAAGCUCAAGUUUUGUUAAUUUCAAAAGACGAUUGAAACUGUGGCUACAGGAAACUCAAAGAUGCAAUCAUAGAUGACACUUUUAUUUGUUUUUACUCUUGUCUUUUUUGUAAAAUGUGUUAACUGUUUUUUUAUGUAUAUUGUUGUCUGUCUUAUCUCUUUUAACAUUAACCUGUCAGAGGACGGCAGAUGGAAAUUAGCCUAAGGCUACAAUCUGGUAUAUUUACAGUUGUAUUGCUGUUCAUAAAUAUGCAUUGUCCUCUCUUUAAAUAAAGAAAUAAAAAAAGACUGCCCACAAUAAAAGGACACCCUGAAAUGUGCAGUUUGAUCAAACAGCACAAUGCCACAGAUGUUGCAACCUUUGAGGGAGCAAGCAAUUGGCAUGCUGACUGCAGGAAUAUCUAUCAGAGCUGUUGCCCAUGAAAUGAAUGUUAAUUUUCUACCAUAAGCCGUCUCCAAAGGCAUUUUAGAUAAUUUGGCAGUACAUCCAACUGGCCUCACAACCACAGACCACGUGUGACCACACCAGCCCAGGACCUUCAUGAGAAAUAGCGAGAAUCAAAUUCAACUUCUCCUCCCCCCAGGAACUCAGGAGAUGGCCUCCUAGAUGGGUCCCACAGUUCUAAUUCGGGGGUGGAACACUGUUCCAAUGAUGUUACACCACUUACACACUAGCAUCGGCUCCACUCCGCGCCACCUGCCCCAGCCCGGUGGCGUUCCUUACACACUGCCUUAGGAAUGGGGACAUGAUUGAGCACAUUGGUGGUCUGUGGCCUGAAAUGUCAUGAGUGUGGGCGGGGCGGUUUCUCCAUUAUUAAAUAAAAGUGGACAGAGCAAUCUUGCUUUUGGAGACUCUGACUCUGAUUUUGCAUCCUGCUUUGCUGUGUGUGUGUGUUGUUGCUCACAGCAGUGAGAGAUGGAGAAAAACAGUUUCAGUCAGAGGCUCGUUAACUCCACAGCAUCUUGAAUGAUAAUGAAUCGCGCACAUUGUUUCUAUCAGCCAAUCGAAGGCUCCCCCUAAUGGUACAUGUGAUUUUGAGCUGGCCAGUCAGUCAGCAGUGGGUGUGUCAGCCCUGUUUGGCUCCAGGCAGACCGCCUUGGGAAGAGGGCUGAAAAGAUGUCUGGUUGCGCACAGAAAAAUCCGAGGUUAUCUAAAUGAAAACACACCCAAUUCGGUCCAGGUGGAGUGGAGCCGAUGCUAGUGUGAAAGUGCCACCUCUACAGGGAUGGGGCAGAACAUGAAGCAAGUGGCCAUUGUGAAUUGUAUUGUGAAACCAACUGUACAUCAGGCAUACACAGCGCCAUUCCUGAGUGCUCUCCGAGAGCGUUCGUGUGCAUGGUGCAGGUGGGACACGUGCUGCGUCCGACAGCUAAGCUCAGUCCCCUACCACCACCAGUCAUUCCAAGCAAGCAUCGGGAGCGCCCAUCGACAUAUAAAUAUUGGACAGUGGGUUUCCAUAGGCUCCAAUAAUACGUUUUUGAGCUAAAAUGGGAGGUGGCCACCACCGCCAUUUUGACCAUGUCACAGGUUCCGUCAAGCCCAGACAAUUCCACAAAAGGGAAGAGAGGUGGAGCUGAGGGUGGGGCUGUAAGGCUGGGAUCAACUGACGACACCAGGUCAAACUAGCUACAAGCUAACCUGAAGCUAACCCAAAGCUAACGCGGAGGUGGGAGCGAAGCUAACGGAGGUAGCAACCUAGCUACAACCGGAGUUAACUGUGCACAACACCAGAGCUUCUGAGUCAGCGAUACGCCGGGCUGAGCGCUGGGUAAAACCGGGUGGAACACAGAGGUCUCCCGAGAGCUCCACAAGCUGGCAGCCGCACAGCAGACAAGCGCUGCUACGAUCUGAGAUGCGCAGAGCUGCCGCUGGGGAGAACCGGGUGGAAAGGUUUCCAUCCCAGAGCUCCACAAGCCGUCAGCCCGCGCAGCAGACAGAAACCGCAAUCAGACAGAGAUGUGCCGAGCUGCAGGGAGGGGAGAACGGGUGGAAAACAUCUGUCUCCUGAGAGCUCCACAAGCCGAUAGUCGGAACCCAGCUCCACCAACAUGUUAUAUUUCAACCCAUUUUCUAAAGUGCAGCAAUAUGUUAAAUGCACUGGGUUUUACCCUAUUACAUUUAAAUUUCAUGGUUAAACAGUACAUGUUAAAAUCUAAGCUCAGCUCGGCAGUGACCUAAAAUACAUAAAUAUAAUUUUACUUACAGAAAAAAAUGAAGUGGAGACUCCUUGGACGCUCUAUUAGUGCAAUUAAUGCCACAGCAAGUCAUUUUGUCCAACAGUUGCACAAAAAAUAUCCAAAAAAGAAUACACAAACACAGAGACUCAAAAUCCCAGAACAGUUUCCAAGCCAGACCGAGGCUCUACUGAAGCCUUUCCACUGAGCGGUCACGUGGGUCGAAUGCUCAUUAAUUAUACAGAAUUUUAGGCUUUUAAUACACUUAAACAGAAGAGUGAGAAAAAAAUUCACCCUCCUCAGAGUUGUCAUGAGUGUAAACUAGAUCAUUUAAACAAAAAACAUGUUUUGGAACCAGUCUGUAAACAUGUUUAUUUCUGCUGUGAAAUUGGUAUUUUUAACAUGGGAGUCAAUGAGGAUUUGCUCGCUUCUGACACCAGCCCCCAGCGGAUGAGGGUGGAACUACAAUUUUUGGUACUUCCGGGUUGGCCUCAAUUUUUGAGCCGCAUUGUGGGGGCUUAGGAGCGCCGCAUGGCGUGCAGUUCUCAAAAGGGCGAGUUGAGAAGCCCAGAAGCACAGUCAGUCUCCGCAGCAGAGCCCUGGUGGCGAGUUAAAUUGAGACGCUUGUGAUUGACGUAGAGGCACAAUGUUUUAUUGUCUUCCAGUGGCAUGUUGUUGUUCCAUCAGUGAGCUGUUGGUGGCAGAGCUGCUGGGCGAUUGCUGCUGAAUGUUGUAUUAUAAUAAUAAAUGUGGGAAUGUUCAUAGUUUAGCUCUUUUCUACAAUCCCAUCAGUUUUACACAAAUUACUGUAAAUGACCACGUUAAUAUUUUGUAAAGUAGUUCGUAAAGUUAUGAGCGACUGUUAUAUUGUUGGAGCGGAUGCUCUUACUUUGAAAGUCACAGAGCGACAAGGUGCCAUAAAUCAAGUGGCGUAAACUAUAUAGCCAAAGUGCGAGAUCUAAUGCACAGAGAGAAGGUGUGCUCUAUUGUUAAUGGACGGGAAUGGGAAAAAGAACGGCUAUUAAGGUGCAAAGCAGUUUCUUAGCACCUGGUUGAUGAGGGAACAAGGUUUGUAACAAAGUUUGUCCUGUAGAAAUGCACUUUGCUAAGUUUUUUUUACCCGCUAGAGGGUGCUAACGUAUCUUGUCAUGUCUAGGCAGCGAUGCAACGAUUUCACUGUUCUAUGCCAGUGGUUCCUAACCUGGGGGUCCCGACCCCCACAAGGGGGCGCCAAAGCCUCUCAGUGGGUCGCCAGGACCUCUCCACUUUAAGGGGUUAAAACUUCAUUUAUUACUUGUUUAUAGCCUACAUUUUGCUCACAUUUUUUUUUUUCAUGAGUGAAAAGUUUACUGAUAUUAAGACAGGAAAUAAUUAGUACAGAAAGAGUAACACACUUUUAAGAACAUUUUGCUCAGCUCACUGUUUUAUUUUCAAGUGUCAAAAGUUCAUUAAAGAUAGGACUGGUUGAUUAAUCACAGCCUUUACAGUAAAUAAUCUAGUAUAAACAGUAAUAUACACAUUUAAGUACAUUUUGCUCAGUGUAUUUUUUAUGUGUCAAACGUUUAUUGAAAGGAAUGAUUGAUUUAUCAGUGUUUACAAGAAACAAUGUGUUCAGAAAAGUAAAACAAACUGUCAAGCACAUUAUGCUCUGUUGGUUUUGUUAAUGACUUUGUUCUGUACUGGAGCCUACUAUUACUGUUUUCUAUUGAAUCAAAGCAUAUUAAAAUGUGCUUGAACAAUUUUAUCAUUUCUUAAUAAUGUUUGUACUGGAAGAGAGAAUGGGAGGGGGUGGUCAAAAAUUUUACUGGUAAAAAGGUUGGGAACCACUGUUCUAUGCAAUAAUUGACAAGUUUCAGUGUUAUUUGUUAUGAAAGGUAAAGAGAAUUAAUUUGUGAUGAAUAAACAAGUCCAAGUGGUUAAAGGUAACACACUGUUUGAUUUACUAAUAGUCUUUUAUUCUGUAUGUGGUAGCUCUUACGGUGUGUUCACACGCACGGCUUUUUAAUAAAAGGAUUGUGAACCAUCAGUUUGAGAGACCAUCUCUUCAACCGGGGAUGCUACAAUUACAAAUACUUGUAUGUAUUAAU
Molecule: messenger RNA, 4997 nt
Organism: Nothobranchius furzeri (turquoise killifish)
Lineage: Eukaryota; Metazoa; Chordata; Actinopteri; Cyprinodontiformes; Nothobranchiidae
Gene: rexo2
Product: small fragment nuclease
Cellular component (GO): mitochondrion
Molecular function (GO): nucleic acid binding; 3'-5'-RNA exonuclease activity
Source: RefSeq, a predicted model, not a curated record